Gamsiella multidivaricata is the source of this 419-nucleotide messenger RNA. RefSeq lists its product as uncharacterized. The record is from RefSeq and is a predicted model, not a curated record. The coding region runs from base 105 to 314 and encodes 69 amino acids. The transcript has 2 exons. Lineage: Eukaryota; Fungi; Mortierellomycota; Mortierellomycetes; Mortierellales; Mortierellaceae.
ACGAUACUCUUGUAGAAGUUCAUGCUCCAAGCGGUAUUAAUGGUGUCUCGUAUGCGUACGCAAAGGGCCCAGCUGGCCAAACACCAUUCCCAACACUUGUCGCGAUGUCUGGUUACUUUCCUCAAGACCAAUUGCAACCCAAGUCCCCUACCCACUGGAGCUACAGCAAUCCAUAUGCCCCUCCUUCCAUGAUGCCCAAGCACGAGGAAGAACCAUCGUCAGUGAUCUCCCCUCAACGACUACUCCCUGAGAACUUGAUGCCAAAGCAGAGCGCAACAGUGAAUGAGAUAUCCUCUUUGCAGCAACAGCAAUAGCCAGACUGGUUCUGUUCUUUCUGUGCCAGCGAUAGUAUAUAUUCUGUGAAAAAUGUUGUAUUAAACAUUGCACAUAUUGUAUCCCAGACAGUGCGCAGCAGUUCA